Paramecium pentaurelia is the source of this 2916-nucleotide messenger RNA. The record is from the annotation of a GenBank genome assembly. Lineage: Eukaryota; Ciliophora; Oligohymenophorea; Peniculida; Parameciidae.
AUGCAAGUAUUAGGUUAGGAGACAGAGUAUUGCAAAGUAAAUGAUAAUUAAAAUUAAUUAGUUGUAAAAUUAGGAGAAUAAUUUAAUAACAAUAGCAAAAAAUGAAAAUUAUGAUUUUUAUCUAUUUGACUAUGUUAUUGCAGAUGAUCUAACUUAUAAUUUUAAAACUGAUUCUGCUUCAUUAUUUUCUCCUCCUUUUUAAUUUAUGAUGAAAAAAAAAAAAAGUGGAAUUUUGAGUGAUGAUGUUAUUGAAAUUAUUCCAAUAUUUGAAAAUAAUUACAACAUACAAUAUUAUUAUUGCUUUUCAAGAUCUAUUUAGAAUGAUUAAAUAGUUUAUAGACUAUAUAAAUGUAAAUUAAAUACUAAAAAGGAGGAUUUAAAUAUUGAAGUUGAAUUCUUUAUUAUAAGAGAUCACUGCCAUUAAAUAGGUUAUUCUAAUGGCUAUUAUUUUAUUACAUGUUAAAAUGUAGAGACAAAUUAACUAGAAUUAAUAUUUUUUCAUCCCAAAACUAAAUUAUAUUAAACUAUUUUAAUAAAGGAUGUUAUAGUACCUCCAUAAUCAAAAGUUAAACUUAAAAUAUCAGGUUAAUAUUUUGGAAUUUUGAUUAGUAAAGGGAGAAUAGAAAAUAAUGAAUAUAUAUCAGAAGAUUCUUAACUAUAUUUCUUUUUUGUUACUAUAUAAAUGUGGAUAAAAUAAGAAAGUUAAGAAAAAUUAGUGUUAUAUAAGUAAUAUUAAGUACUAAAUGAACCUAAUGAUUAUGUUACUGAUUUUGCAAUAUAAUUUGAAAUUGGUAAACUUUAUAUUGAUAAAAUUAGCAUUCAUAACAAGAUUGAAAAGAGGAUUAACAUUUAGAAAUUUGAAAAUAACUUGGAGUGAUGAAAUUGAAAUUUUACAAUUAAGAUAAGACACUUAUGGAAUUCAUCUUCCAAAACAAUAGACUGAUGUCUCUACUACCUAUUACUUUAUCAUGUUGAUGAUAUGGGGUAAGGAAUCUAUACUCUUUAUUUCAUUAAAAAUAAAUAAAGAAUAUAGUCUUCAAAAAUAAGGUGAUUUUAAAGGUACUGCACUUUUUGCUUAUUAAUUAAAACCAGAAUAAGCAUUUUAAAGAAAAGUUGUAUCUUCUAAUCUUUAUAUAGUUUUUUCAAAUGAUGAAGAAUUUUCUAUUUUUUCAAUUGAUUUUUCUAAAUCGGUAUUAAUAAUAAUCAUUUACUAAGAGUAUGUAAAAUCAAAAUUUUUUGUUCUUAAUUUAGCUUUAUCAAUACUUUUAUAUGAAUAAUAAGGUGUUGUAUAUACUUUAGAAUUAGAAUUACCAAAAAUAGAAAUUGUAAAUCUUACUGAAAUAAAAGGUCCUUAAUUACUUUAAAUAACAGCUACUACAUUUGAUAAGUAUUUUGAUAAAUUUUCAUGUCCUAAUAUCAAAACAUACUAUUAAGUUUAAGAAUUGAAUGUAAAUUCUAUAUGGCUAAAAUAAUAUAUAUAACAAAAUUAAAAUGUAUUCAAUUUAAAAUAUUCUAAAAUUGAAUUAAAAAAAUAAAUUGAUUUAAGUAAAGUAUUUUUGGGUUAAGCCUUAAAAAUAGAGGAAAUUAAUAUAAAUAAAUAAAGUAUGUUUGAAGCAUCAUUCACUAAUAUUAUAUCAUAGUUAGAUUAAAUAUAAAUUCAAAAUUUAAAUUUAAAAAGUGUUGAUUAUGCAGCUACUUGCCUUUAUUCAUAUCCAUAAAAUGAUAAAAAAAUCUUUUUAUUUAAAAAAGUAUCAGUUUACCUUUUUAUAAUUUAAUGUUAUUAUCAAACUAACUAAUCUUGUCACCUAUACCAGAUACUUACUAUUCAAGAUAAUAUUAUUUAAGAUUUUGGUUGUGAAUCUUUUGGUAAUGCACUUUAGAUUGUUAUUAUUUAAAAAAUGAAGUAUGGGUUAGUUGGAUACUUUGUAAGUGUUUACCUAUUAAUGUAGUAUAAUAAUUAAAUUUUAAUAAAUGAAUCAUAUGAUAGAUUUUAAGAUAGUGAAGGAAAUAUUCUUUCUAUAGCAAUAUAGCCAAAAAUUUUGAUUUUUACUCGGGUUGUGAAUGAUAUUUAUACACUUAAUGUAUUAUUACAUGAAAAACAUGAAAUGGAGUUAAGUUAGGAAUUAAAUUGUUACAAAGUAUUUGAAAUUGUAUGUAAUUUUUAAAAUUACCAAGAUUUGCUUUUUAUUCCAAUGAUAAAAUAUAAAAAUUACAAGUAUUAUUAGAUGAUUGAAGUUUAUAUAAUUCAAAACUCUUCUAAAUUUUAAUAUUUAGGAUCUAUUAAUUUAGGUUAAACUAAAAAACCAACUAAAGAAAGGUUGUAAAUUGAAUUAGUUAGACAUGGAAUUAUUAUUUUAUAACUCACUGAUAUUUCAUAGGAUGAAUAAAUCAAAAAAUUAAUGUAUAUUGAUUCAUAGGUUUUCUUUAGAAAUUUUAUUAAUAAGCAAAUAGAUGGAGAAAUUUCAAUUAAAUAAUUUAGACAUAAAACAUUUCCAACUUUCAAUCUUAAAAAUAUUAACAAGAUUAAAACAUCAGAAAAAUUCUUAUAUGUAUAUGGUAGUGAAAUUGAUGUACCUGCUUGUAUUUAUGUAUAUCGACUUUAUUCAAAUUAAAUGGAUAGUUUGUAUUAUAUUAUUAGAACAGAUUUAGAAAGUUUCCAAGUUUACAAUGUAGUAAGUAUAUAAGAAAGGGAUUUAAUUUUAAUUUCAUUUAAUGAAUUUAUGGGGAUAUAUUUAAAUCAUUAAAAAAUCAUAACAAUAACAAAAAAAUACCUAUCAAAUAAGGAUGGUGAUUAUGCUGAUGAACUUAUUAAACUUAAGAUUAAACCACUUGGUUCAAAAGAUGAGAACAAUAUACAAGAUUUUUACAUUAAGCUUAUUUGUGGUGAUUGUGAAGGAGUUAAUGGUUCAUCUUGAU